Coregonus clupeaformis (lake whitefish) is the source of this 795-nucleotide messenger RNA. It is a transcript of the gene ssna1, whose product is annotated as Sjogren syndrome nuclear autoantigen 1. Bases 280 to 624 code for a protein of 114 amino acids. Gene Ontology annotation, cellular component: ciliary basal body; centrosome. NCBI's taxonomy places the organism in Eukaryota, Metazoa, Chordata, Actinopteri, Salmoniformes, Salmonidae. The transcript is spliced from 3 exons. The record is from RefSeq and is a predicted model, not a curated record.
GUGUACGUGACAGUUUGUUAGCAAGUUGUCGUGGAAACUAGCUAAAUGGAGGGAUUUUGAAGCUAGCUAAGGACGGCUUCGGUGUCGAGAAGGAGUUCAUUUCGACUGCCUAAGUCUUUGCACAAAUUAGCCAGUUUGCCAACUAGUUAGACCUAGCAAUAUAUUGGCUUCAAACUGCAAAGUUAUCAUUGAGUCGCUAACUAACGUAGCUAGCACACUGACUGUGUGCGCGGGCAAGGGCGGUAAAGAGCUGGAAAAGUAAGUAUAAUCGACAACAUCAUGACCCAACAAGGAGCAGCACUACAAACCUACAACAAUGAGCUAGUCAAAUGUAUCGAGGAGCUGUGCUCUAAGAGGGAUGAGUUGAACCGUCAGAUACAGCUGGAGGAGGAGGAGAAGGGUCGUCUACAACACGACAUCCGUGUCCUCACUGAGAAGCUAAGCCGGGUCAAUGAGAGCCUGGCCCGACGACUCACCGCCCGCGCUGACUUUGACCGCACCAUAGCUGAGACAGAGGCUGCCUAUAUGAAGAUUCUGGAGAGCUCUCAGACACUGCUGAGUGUACUAAAGAAGGAAGCGGGAAAUCUCGGCAAAGCCACUGAACCCAGAGGGAAAGACCACUGAUGUCCAUACCACCUUCCCUCUCACCCAGACACCAGCAAUUCCCCUCACCAUCUUAUCUAGAACUGUGGACUGUUUGUAAUAUAUUUAUGUAAAAAUGUCUAAUUCUGCUCUUUACUGUUGUACUUACUUUAUAUCAAUUGAAUUAUUUUAAUAAAGACUCUUUGAAGAUUC